Aureococcus anophagefferens is the source of this 1194-nucleotide messenger RNA. Its product is annotated as expressed protein. Lineage: Eukaryota; Pelagophyceae; Pelagomonadales; Pelagomonadaceae. The transcript has a single exon. The record is from RefSeq and is a predicted model, not a curated record. Gene Ontology annotation, molecular function: 1-alkyl-2-acetylglycerophosphocholine esterase activity. The coding region runs from base 1 to 1194 and encodes 397 amino acids.
AUGUCGUCCUUCGGCGGCGGCGGCGGCGCGCGGUCCAAGGUCACGGGCCUGGCGCCGGGCCCCUUCGGCGUCGGCGUCACGACGGUCCAGUUCGAGGACCGGAGCCGCGACGACGGCGGCGCCUGCCGCAAGCUCCAGACGGAGAUCUGGUACCCCGCGGCGCCGGCGUCGGGGCCUCCGAACCGCUACCGCGACUUCCUCGGCGCCGCGACGCCCGAGAUUAUAGCCGCCGCGGAGAGGCCCGACGCCAUCGGCGGCUACGCCGAGGGCCUCACGAUCGCGGCGCUCGACGCGUCGUGGCCCCAAUCGGCCAUGCGCGACGCGCCGCCGCUGCCGACGGCCGCGCCCUGGCCCGCGGUCGUCUUCAGCCACGGAAGCGGCGCGUUCCGCGCGUCCUACGCCUUCUGGACGGAGUUCCUCGCGAGCCACGGCUACGUCGUCGCCGCCUGCGACCACCCGGGCAGCGCGCGCUUCACGCUCAACGACGGCGCGGUCGUGACGCCCGGCGGCCCGCGGUCGAAGCGGGCGCGCAUGGAGCGCGACCGCGUCGCGGACGUCUUCGCGGUCCUCGACGGCCUCGAGGGCCUCGCGCGGACGGACAGCCGCUUCGCGGGCCGAGUGGACGCGCGGAACGCGGCGGUGACGGGCAUGUCCUUUGGCGGGUGGACGGCGGCGGCCGCGCUCGAGCGCGGCGACGCGCGCGUCAAGGCGGGCGUCCUCAUGUGCCCGUCGCUCGCGUCGUCCGACGGCGGCGCGCUCGCCGCGGGCCACGGCGCGACGGCGCCGGCGCUCGUCGUGAUCGGCGCCGAGGACACGGUCAUCGGCGAGGAGGGCAACGCGGCCGCGCGGCGCUACGCCGCCGACCACGGCGGGCCCGCGGCGCUGCUCGAGAUCGUCCGCGGCGGCCACGUGUCCUUCACGUCCUGCGAGCUCUACAAUCCGACCUACGGCAACGGCAUCGGCCCGUCGAAGUCGCUGACGACGCCGGGCGCGACCUACGAGCCCCUGCCCAUCGCGGACCAGCACGCGGUCGUCAACUCCUACGGCCUCGCCUUCCUCAACGCGCGCCUCAAGCCGCCGGGCCACGCGCUCCGCGAGCAGGCCGGCGACGUCUACGGCGCCGCCUACCUCGAGCGGAACCACUUCAACGACGCCGAGGUCAAGUACACCGAGGUCAAGUGCGACAUCCUCUAG